Messenger RNA from Erinaceus europaeus (western European hedgehog), 5208 nucleotides. It is a transcript of the gene RSAD1, whose product is annotated as radical S-adenosyl methionine domain containing 1. Gene Ontology annotation, biological process: porphyrin-containing compound biosynthetic process. The transcript has 9 exons. NCBI's taxonomy places the organism in Eukaryota, Metazoa, Chordata, Mammalia, Eulipotyphla, Erinaceidae. The record is from RefSeq and is a predicted model, not a curated record. The coding region runs from base 1600 to 2850 and encodes 416 amino acids. Gene Ontology annotation, cellular component: cytoplasm. Gene Ontology annotation, molecular function: 4 iron, 4 sulfur cluster binding; coproporphyrinogen oxidase activity.
AGCGGGUUAAGCGCAGGUGGCGCAAAGCACAAGGACCGGCGUAAGGAUCCCGGUUCGAACCCCAGCUCCCCACCUGCAGGGGAGUCGCUUCACAGGCGGUGAAGCAGGUCUGCAGGUGUCUAUCUUUCUCUCCUCCUCUCUGUCUUCCCCUCCUCUCUCCAUUUCUCUCUGUCCUAUCCAACAACGACAACAACAAUAAUAACUACAACAAUAAAACAAGGGAAACAAAAGGGAAUAAAUAAAUAAAAGAAAAGAAAAAAAAGAAAAAAAAAUCAGUGAAUCUAGGGGCUUCCCUGGUAGGCAGCCCCAGAUUAAGUAGGCUGCAGUUAAGAAAUAAAAACAAAGGGAGUCGGGCGGUAGUGCAGUGGGUUAAGCACACUUGGCGCAAAGCACAAGGACUGGCAUAAGGAUCCCAGUUCAAGCCCCCAGCUCCCCACUUGCAGGUGAGUCGCUUCACAGUCUCUCCCCCUCUCUGUCUUCCCUUCCUCUCUCCAUUUCUCUCUGUCCUGUCUUAACAAUGACGAUAUCAAUAACAACAAUAAUAAUAACUACAACAACAAUAAAAAAGCAAGGGCAACAAAAUGGAAAAUAAAUAAACAUAAAAAUAAAUAAAUAAAAAUAGGUGGGUUCCAAGAGGCAUUAGGUUUCCAAGACACACAGAGAGAAACCUUCCUCCUAUGGUUCUUACCUCCCAGAAUGUCUGCCCCAGCAGCAGUGCCCUCCUCUUGACUUUUUUAAAGUUUUUUUUUUUUGGAUAGAGACAGAAAUUGAGAAGGAAGGAGGGCAGAAAGAGGGAGGAAGACACCUGAAACACUUUCACUACUCGUGGACUGGGGGCUUAAACCUGGGUCUUUGUGCAGCGCAAUGUGUGUGCUCUAUCAGGUGCACCAUCGCUGGGUCCCCUCUUCUUUUUUUAAAAAAAUGAAUAUAAAGUUUAGGAUAUUCUGAGUGCUAGGCACUAUGCUGGGUCCUUCCAUAUGCAUUUUCCUUGAACUUUUCCGAACAACCCUAUUCAGUGAGCUCCAUUUCACAAAUGAAGCUAAGAUUCAGUCUUGCUCAAGUCCACGCGGCUAAAAAUAAGAACCCAACUCCAAAACUCAGGAUUCCCCCACUUUUCAGCUUUAGGGCACCUUUCUUCCCCUCGUGGAUUGGACUACAGAAGCCUGGUCUCCAUUAGAUACUGAAUUAGUAUCUGUAGCCCGAGAUCCUGGUUACUUUGCAUUUUUCCUGUGUCGUGUACUGUAUCGCGUACUUGUAAAGCCAGGCACAUACAUUGGGAAGUAACUAACUGAACCACUUCAGUCUAGUUCCUCAAUGGGCUAGGGCACUAUCCCCUAGGACAGAGUGUCAAAGGGCAGGCAGCUGUGUCCACAACCUUCAAGCCACUGCUGCCACCUUCAGGACCUUUUAAGGAGCUUCUGUCUGUAGAGAGCGGGUCGCCAGCAGGUGGCGCCAGAGCCCCCUCCCAGGCUCCAGGGCCUCCGGGGGCGUGGCUACGCAACUUACUUCCCCGGUCGGUGCAACGUACACCGAGCGCGUGGAGUUAAGAGCACUGAUCCCGCCUGGCACACCCCAAAAGCCCCCCCAGCCGUGAGCGCCAUGGCGCUCCCUAGGGCUCGGGUGAGAAGCUGGGUGGCAGUGACAAAGACAGCCCACAGACGCUGCAGCACUGAAGGUACUAGACGACCUAGAAGCCUAGCAUCCGGGAAUCUGAGCGCUGCGCUUUACGUUCACUGGCCUUACUGUGAGAAGCGCUGCAGUUACUGCAACUUCAACAAAUACAUACCCCGCAGUGUGGACGAGGCUGCCAUGGAGCGCUGUCUGGUGACCGAGACUCGGACGCUGCUGCAGCUCAGCAGGGUGCAGCGAGUGGAGUCUGUGUUCUUUGGUGGUGGCACUCCCAGUCUGGCCAGUCCCCACACUGUGGCUGCUGUCUUGGAAGCUGUGGCCCAGGAAACACACUUGCCUGCAGACUCUGAAGUCACAUUGGAGGUGAACCCCACUUCAGCUCCAGGCUCCAGGCUGGUGGCUUUUGGGGCAGCGGGGGUCAAUAGACUGUCCAUUGGCCUCCAGUCCCUGAAUGACACUGAGCUCCAGUUGCUGGGGCGGACACAUUCAGCCAGCGAUGCUCUGCGGACACUGGCAGAAGCCCGGCACCUCUUCCCAGGCCGUGUGUCUGUGGACCUGAUGCUGGGGCUGCCAGCACAGCAGGUGGGGCCGUGGCUGCGGCAGCUGCAGGAGCUGUUACUCCACUGUGAUGACCACGUCUCCCUCUACCAGCUGUCCCUGGAGCGAGGCACAGCUCUCUUCACUCAAGUGCAGCAGGGCACCCUGCCUGCUCCCGACCCCGACCUUGCUGCUGAGAUGUACCUGGAGGGCCGGAUAGUCCUCCGAGAGUCUGGCUUCCGCCAGUAUGAAGUCUCCAACUUUGCCCGGAAUGGGGCGCUGAGCACCCACAAUUGGACUUACUGGCAAUGUGGUCAGUACCUUGGUGUUGGGCCUGGGGCCCAUGGGCGAUUUAUACCCCAGGGGGCUGGUGUUCACACCCGGGAGGCUCGGAUCCAGACCCUGGAACCUGACAACUGGAUGAAGGAGGUGAUGCUGUUUGGUCACGGCACCCGGAAGCGCACCCCGCUGGGCAAACUGGAGUUACUGGAGGAAGUUUUGGCCAUGGGGCUACGCACAGACAUGGGGAUCACUCACCAGGGGUCUUCGGUGUUCCUGGGAAGGUCUGGCUGUGUUGGAUUCCCUGCUGCUGACCCUUCUGCCUCAACUCCACAAGGCCUGGCAGCAGAGAUGCCCUUCCCCUGUGCCAGGAGGAUGACCCUGUGUCUCUGUGUCCCCAGCUAAUGCCAGCCUUGGAGGUCAGAAGUCUGAAAGAGCUAAAAAUCAAGGAAUCUGGCAUGUUCUGGAGGCUCUGGAGAGAAGACACCCAUGGCCUUUCCAGCUUCUAAAGCCAGCAGUGGCCCUGAGCCCCUGGCCACAUCACCCUGACUCUGCUUCCACCAUCACAUCUGAUCUCCUGCCUUCCUCCUGUAAUCACCCUUUGAUUACAUUGGCCAUCUGGGUAACCCAGGAUAAUCACCUCACUGCAAAAAUCCUGAAUCCCAUCUGCAAAAAGUCCUUUUUGCCAAGUAAGAUAACAAAUUUCUAGCUUCUGGUGAUGAGUAUAUGGACAUCUUUUGAGGAGCCAUUCAGUGUGUAAGAGAUAAAUGACUGCAUGGACUCCAGUGCUCUGGCCUUAACUAUAAUCCCUUUCAUCUGCACAGUUAUGAGUACUUGCACCUUUUUCCCCUCCUAGCCUUGAUCUGGGAAGUCUAUGAAGGCAGUAUUGACUAUUUUUUUUAAAGUUUCUUUUUUAGGGAGUCGGGCAGUAGGAGCGCAGCAGGUUAAGCGCAGGUGGCACAAAGCACAAGGACUGGAGUGAAGAUUCCGGUUCGAGCCCCUGGCUCCCCACCUGCAGGGGAGUUGUUUCACAAGCGGUGAAGCAGGUCUGCAGGUGUCUUUCUUUCUCUCCCCCUCUCUGUCUUCCCCUCCUCUCUCCAUUUCUCUCUGUCCUAUCCAACUACAAUGACAUCAAUAACAACAAUAAUAACUACAACAAUAAAACAACAAGGGCAACAAAAGGGAAAAUAAAUAUUUAAAAAAGUUUUUUUUUAAAUUUUUAAAAAUUAUCUUUAUUGGAUAGAGACAGCCAGAAAUUGAGAGGGUAGGGGAGGAAGAGAGAAAAAGAGACACCUGCAGCACUGCUUCACCAUUUGCAAAGUUUUCCCCCUGCAGGUGGGGACCGGGGGCUCAAACCUAGGUCCUUGGGCACAGUAACAUGUAUGUUCAACCAGGUGUGCCACCACCCGGCAGUAUUGACUCUAUUACAGAACAGAAGAGCAGAUGAGACUUGGGGGAGAUGUGGGGGGGGGGGUCACACAGCUAGAAGGAGGUUCAGACCUAGGGCUGUUCACUCAGCACCACCUCACACCUCCAACCCCCAGAUCACAUGCCACCAGAACACUGUUCUCACUAGUGGAGUGGGGCAACUCCUCAGCUGUACUCGUAAUCUGGAGAAAGAAGCCCCCAAGGUGACCCAUGGCCCUGGGCCUUGAUUCUGCCCUUACAAGCAGAAGACAAAGAGAGUGGGAGGGUACAAGGGAGCAAGAGAGACUGGAGCCUGGGGGUGGUGCCCAGUGUCUAAGGUGUCACCCCACAGCUGAAGUCAGGCCCUUUUAGGAACAGUGCCUGGCUGUGGCCCUGUUAUCACUAAGGUCAAGAAGAAUGUCAGAUUUCUGCUGCGAGUUAGCCGCACAAGGUUCUAGAAUGGAGGGCAGUGGUGGGAGAUGAUGGAGGAGCAGCCAGAUAUCUAAGGGAACCGAUCCCACGUGAAGCCCACGUGAAGCCUGGGGCAGGUGUGUACAUGGAGGGAGGGCUGGGGGAGGGAGCUGAGCUGAAGGGGGUGAAAGAGAUGUGAGAGGUGGGGAGCCUAGUUUUGGGCUCUGGUCAGCAACAAUGAUGCAGCUUCGGAGGAAGCUUUGUUGAGGGAGAGGGCGGUGUCUGCAAAGAGUGACUGGCAGCACACCUGGCCCUAGGCUGGGGGAAAAUAAACAGCCAUGAAGCAGUAAUUGAUGCCAUGCCCUCUGUCAAUCCAGGCUCUGCCCCCUCCAGGGCUUGAGGAGGCUGCUCACAGGGAGACCAGCUGUGGUGACUAAAUUAUACUGUUCUCCAGCCUUUCCCACUGCAGCCUCGCCUGCGGUGCCUGUCACCUGCCUUGCCGGCGGAAUUUCUCUCUGGUGGCUCACCUUUAAAGCUGCCUCAUCUAAGGUUUCCUAAUAUUUGUGCUGCUGUUCCAAAGCUAGAGUAAUAAUUAAGCCCUGAGCACAAAUACUAGACCUGGAAAUCUGCUUUCAGAUGUCUAAGUCACCCUGACCUCAACUUGCCCCACUCAGAAGAACAUGACUUAACUCCAGGGAAUCCCUGGAAUUGAAUGCAAAAUCCAAUUAAUUGAUAAAGAAAUAUAAAACAAACAACUUGUGGAAUAUUAUCCAGUCAUGAAAAGGAUAUAAGCAUUAAUAUGUAAAACAACAUGAAUGGACCUUGAAAACAUAAUGUAAAAUGAAAGAAGACAAAAACAAACUUCCAAGAACUAUAAUUCCAUUUAUAUCCAGGAGGAGCAAAUCAAUAGACAUGAAAUAAAUAAAUGGUUGUCAGAUGCUGGAA